Messenger RNA from Dermacentor silvarum, 2915 nucleotides. Its product is annotated as beta-1,3-galactosyltransferase 1. Gene Ontology annotation, molecular function: hexosyltransferase activity. NCBI's taxonomy places the organism in Eukaryota, Metazoa, Arthropoda, Arachnida, Ixodida, Ixodidae. The record is from RefSeq and is a predicted model, not a curated record. The coding region runs from base 565 to 1653 and encodes 362 amino acids. Gene Ontology annotation, cellular component: membrane. The transcript has a single exon.
GGCAGACGUGGCUGAGGCACAGACGAAACGCCGUUUGCUCGCUACUUCGUUAAACUAUGCGUGACGUAGCCCACCCUUGGCACAGCCCUCCAUGUAACGCACAGACACGUGAAGAAGUCUCUAAGCAAGAAAGAGAAGCGCCUUAAGUGUGUCCUACAAUCAGGUAAAAAGAGAGCGAUUAAUUUGGGCACAGCAGUGCGAAGAACAGGCUUUGACGCGCCAAGAACGCCAUUCACGGGUUGCCAUGUUGUGAGUAGACACCGUUGUUUUCACUCUUGCGGCACGAGCUUUUUAUCACGCCAGACUAAGCUUCUCGCUGGGCCUCGUUUCAUUGCGUACUCCGUGCUGAAAGAACAUAGAACAGAACCUCUCCGCAUGAAGACGCUACCAGGCAAUGUGUGAUCGUGUUAAGAGAUCGUGGCUUUGCACGUGAGGCAAUGUAUAUGCAAUUCUUUCAAGGAAACUACAACAAACUGUGCUGUUCAUAGGUUCCACUAGCAGCGACUUACACGAAAUAGAUUGAAUAUCCCUGCCAAGAAUCGAAUGAAAUCGUGAGAACUCCGCAUGGCUUCCAGCGUGUCAAGUUGGAGCGAACUCAGAAGUCCGAAAUGCCCCAAGAUUCGGAAUCGAGCAAUAGCUUAUGCGCUCUUCGUAUCCGUAUCGUGCCUUAUACUCCUACCUACGACAUACCGCGAUGACAUGCCCGGAUGCCUACGUGAACCAUUUAAAUCAAAUGCCUCCAGGUCAUCCUCUACGCCGCCAGCUUCGGUUAAACCAGUACCUGUCUCCACUUCUACUACAGCAUACAUCACGACUGCCAAAAACGCCACGGGCAUUGCUUGGAAAGUGAAAAAAGCCUGCGGAUCCGCCCUUCGGGUUCUCUACUACGUGCACACCGCUCCGGAACACUUCGACAGGCGUCGCCUGCUGCGCGAUACCAUAGGCAACCCGGCAGUCGCCACGUUCUUCAACUCCUCCGUGGCCUUCUUCGUCGGCAAGACUACCAACGCAGACCUGAACAAGGAGGUGCGUGCCGAAGCAGAGUACGAAGGCGACGUGGUUGUGUUGGAACACGUCGACACCUACCGGAACCUGACCUUGAAAUUUAUCGGCGCGACAAAGUGGCUCGUUGCUAACCGCUGCCUGAGUUCAUCGACAGGUGUUGUCGUCAAACUAGAUGACGACGUCAUUGUCAACGUGUUCCUUCUGGCAUCUUACGUGGAGCACUAUCUGGCCGGUGACACUCGCGACUCUCCGAGUAUCCACUGCGCUACCAUGCCGUACCUCAAGCCCAUCCGCGAUAGACGAUAUAAAUGGUUCGUCACAAAGAAAGAGUACGCCAGUGACACGUACCCACCUUACUGCUGCGGCGCGGCCUACCUCAUGAAGGCGUCUGUGCUGACUCUGUUGGAGAAGGCGACUCACAACGCUACGUUCUUUUGGGUGGACGACGUCUAUGCCACGGGACUGCUGACGAAGGCAGCCAACGUGACUCUGGUUAACAUUAGGAGAAUGUGCGCCAUCAGCCCACCGGCGGAAACGACGUCCGUGAGCAACUAUACCCUGUUCUUACACUGGGGUAUGACACGCACGCUUUUCCUUAGAGCGUACCAGCUUUGGGCCAGUGUGCUAAGUCAAAACCGAACAACGUGACCGGGCAGAGUGGCGGUGCAUGAUCGACGAGUGACGGUGGUGACGACGAAUAAUAUGCAUCGGGACUGGGAGAAAAGGAAAGAAUUAAAUAUAUUUGCAAAAUGUGUACUACAUGCAACGACUUCAAUGGCAGGCAACGUGGCGCGUGGUGGGUUAAGUUCGUCAACAUCAUCGUACUUGGCCCAGUAUUCAACAUUUCGUUCAUUAGCGCUAUGACAAAUGUAUUCUCACUCAACGCAGUGAAAACAAGGUUGUAAUCUACCGGAUGUUCAAAAUUAAGCUUUACGGAUUUUUUUUUAAAUCGCCUGUGGCAGGUAGCAUAAUCCUUAUCGUUGAACUGGGUUAUUAUAAGAGGCGGACAUUAGUAACAUGAGAAAUCGAAACACAUGUUCAACUAAUUAACAAAAUUCACUAAUUCUUAGUUAAUUACAUUAAGACGCGUAUUGCAAUGUACGCAUUGUAGCUGGUGAGCUUGUCAGGCGUAUCCACUUGGAAUGAAUUUCCGUAGCGGAAGAUACUGGCUUUGACGCUAGCAGGCAUGGGAAGACAUUGUCCAAAAGUACUAUUUUGUCCGCCAUGUGUGACCGCACAGUUGCGUCAAUAUUCCAACAACAAAGAAUUCAAGUCCAUUCGAGCUUACCGUGUAAUCCUUCGACAGGAGCCGGUGAAUGCACAAGCGCCUGCACGGCUUGUCUUGCAGCAGAGAAAAACGCGGAAAAUGAUGAAAUUCGGAACGAAGCCGCCGCGGCUCGCAAAUCCGAAACCACGACAUAAAUUGGGCCUGCGUGCGCCAGGCAGUGUUCUUCCGCGCGGUGCUGUCGUCGGGCGUUGUCGCGCAAGUUCCGAGCAAGAAGUUAGUUCGAUUGAAGCUUUAAUGCUGCAUUACCGAAACAGAUAUAGGAUGAGCCUCCUGGCAAUCGCAGACAAUAACGGUACCCACCACAUCAGUCACACUAAACAUAUCUACUUAUCGUACCCCAAAUAAUAUUCCGUUCUGAAACGAGUUCGGAGCCGUUUCUGACGCGGCAGCUACGGCGUUCGCGCGGCUGCGGUCCCGUAAGAUGUGCCUGUAAUUUUACGGUUUUUUUAACAGUGUAUCGGAACAUUGGGAAACGUAGCUGAUAACCACUUCGCGAUACUUUUGAACACUUUGAAAGGUUUUGAAAAAGCUUUACUUAUCCCACAAACACCGAACUUCGCACAGAGAUCUGCCAUAGCGGUCAGUCUAAUAUUACUAAGUUUGAUCUUGCUAGCAUUUGUAC